AUGCGAGGUGCCUCUUCCGACGCCAAGGUGCUCAACAUCGACCCCUACGCCCUCGUCGAAGCUCUUCUCGGCCAGAAGCUCGAGAAGCCAGCUGCUUCCGUCCCGGAGAGCCUCAACAUGGGCUACGACGACCUCGACAUGGGACUCGAGACGGAGAGGUCCUCUGGUGGAGGACACCACCUGCGCCCUGACUCGCCCCCCAAGGAUAUCCGAGUCGGUGCCAUCAACCCCUAUGCCCUCGUUGAGGCUCUCAUUGGCCGAAAGAUCGACAGACAGUCGAUGAGCGCGGAGAAGAUUCUGAGCAAUGUCCUCCAGACCGACUAUGACGAGCUCUUCGACAUGAAGCACAACUCGGUCCUCUUCGCUGGCCUGAAGCUCCACGAGAAGGACAGGAAGGCCGUGAAGCUGUCUGAGAAGGAGAUGAGGAUCCUCAACGAGCGCGAUAUCGUGACUCCUGACCUUUCCGAGAUCCGACGAGUUCAGGACCUGGAGCACAUCGGCCUCAAGGACAUCGAGAAGGUCCCAGUCAAGUGCGCUCGCAUGCAGAACGGCAAGCUUCAUGUCGUGCUUCAGGCUCACUCUCUCGGCCGAACUCUGUCGAACUACGAGGUUUCCCAGUGCAUCAACGAGCUGGUCAGCCCAUUCCGCAUGGAGAAGGGCCAGUGGUCGCCUCCCAACGGCGCCUGGCGCGACAUGUACGACUACUUCUUCCAGCGGGUCAACGAGCGCCUCAUUGGCAACCUCAACCUGUUUGAGAUUGGUCAGAUGAAGAAGACACUGCACAACUUCGAUGAUCCCAUCCAGGGAUGUGUCGGUAACAGCUGGCUGAUUGCUGCUCUGUUCUCCGUCUUCUGGUCCGACCCCUCCUGCAUCAACCGCGCCACCCGCGUCCACAUGAACAAGGACGACAAGAAGCGCCUCAGAAUCAAGUUCCACGACAAGGGCGGUGACAACAACUCCAAGACUGAGACUGUCGAGGUGGACUACGAGAUCCCGAUCAACAACUCGAACAACGAGCCGAUGUACUGCAGCGCCAGCGACUGCGCUGACAUCUGGCCCUCGCUGUACGAGAAGGCCUUUGCCAAGUGGAUCACUGGCACCUCUUCGGAGCGCCCCGACAUCACCAAGACCUUCUGUGGUGACCCCAUCAAGGCCAUGGCCCAGAUCAACGGCAAGGAGCCUCACUACUUCGUGACCGAGAACCACUCCGCCAACGACAUGCUCGGCCUUGUCCGCGCCAACUGCAUGAACUUCAAGACCAUCAACCCGAUGUCGGCCUACACCUACGCCACUGGCAGCAACUACAGGGGCAGCAACAUCGUUGCCAACCACGCCUACUCCGUCCUUGGCUACACUGUUCUCGGCGAGAAGCAGUACAUUGUCCUCCGCAACCCAUGGGGUGUUACCGAGGCCAGUGGCUUGACCAGCUACCCAGGACUCCUCGAGCGUGUUGAUCCUCACUUGUGGCACCCCGCUGCCCUCCUCGACCACGGCGGUCUCUUUGCCGUUGAGGCCCAGGCCUUCAAGCACUGCUUCGCCGUUCUUGGUGUUGCCAAGGACAAGAACGACAAGAACUAA
Molecule: messenger RNA, 1578 nt
Organism: Ilyonectria robusta
Lineage: Eukaryota; Fungi; Ascomycota; Sordariomycetes; Hypocreales; Nectriaceae
Exons: 1
Coding region: 1-1578 (525 amino acids)
Biological process (GO): proteolysis
Cellular component (GO): cytoplasm
Molecular function (GO): calcium-dependent cysteine-type endopeptidase activity
Source: RefSeq, a predicted model, not a curated record